This is a messenger RNA of Apaloderma vittatum (bar-tailed trogon), 2469 nucleotides long. It is a transcript of the gene IBTK, whose product is annotated as inhibitor of Bruton agammaglobulinemia tyrosine kinase. Gene Ontology annotation, biological process: negative regulation of protein phosphorylation. Lineage: Eukaryota; Metazoa; Chordata; Aves; Trogoniformes; Trogonidae. Gene Ontology annotation, cellular component: cytoplasm; nucleoplasm. Gene Ontology annotation, molecular function: protein tyrosine kinase inhibitor activity; protein kinase binding. The transcript is spliced from 17 exons. The record is from RefSeq and is a predicted model, not a curated record. The annotation marks the transcript as partial.
ACAGCUGAACCUUAAAAAAGUUCUUGUUAAUGGAGGAUAUUUGGAAUAUAAAGUAGAUACCCAGCAUCUUAAAGAAAAUGGGGGUCAGAAGAUUUGCAUUCUAGCACUAGAUGAAGCUGGAAGAGUGUUUUGCUGGAAGUCAUCUAACAACUCCAUGAAGCAGUGUCGCUGGGUGUAUGGCCGGCAAGUCUUCAUGUCUGAUGUUGCUUUAAAUGGGAAUGAAAUAAUGUUUGUCACACAGGAUGGUGAAGCCUUUACAGGGGAGUGGCUGGAAGAAGGGAAAAAAAUCUCAGAAAAGAAAGCAGAGCUUGUAUCAAAUCUUCAGAAUUCUUCGUGUGACAUGUCUUGUGAGCAUGAUACAAACAGCGUCUAUGAAAGAAUACGACUUCAGAAGCUUACUUUUGUCCACCGAGCUGUUAGUAUUGCUACUGAUCCUAAUGGGUGCAACUUUGCUGUUUUACAGUCAGAUCCUAAAACAAGUCUCUAUGAAAUACCGAGUGUGUCAGUAUCAAGUUUUGGAGAAGAUUUUGGCAAACUGUUACUUGAAACGGAUGAAAUGGACAACAUCCAUGAUGUGACUUUUCAGAUUGGCACAAGAACUUACCCCGUGCACAAAUACAUCUUGGCUGUGCGCUCUGAGUUCUUCAAGAAGCUGUUUGUUUCCAGUGACAACCAGCUAGACACUCCAGACAUCUACCGUAAAGACGAAGAUGCUGUUGGAUGCGAUCUUUACGUAGUAGAGAAAGUUCAUCCGGAUCUCUUUGCAUACCUUCUGCAGUUCAUAUACACUGACACUUGUGAUCUCUUGACUCAUGGUUUUAAACCAAAAAUCCUGCAAAAAGGAAAAUCGGAAGAAUAUCAAGAUACUUUGAUUUCUAAUCUGAGCAAAAUGAGUUUUGAUGAAAAUGUCAAUGGAAAGUCUGCAUUUGAGAUUUAUAGAAAUAAUCAAGUGCAAGUUAUAAAUGAAAAACAGAAGAGCAAAUCUAAAAAAGGCAAAGCUGUUGCUGAAGAAGUUAACCUCAUAAAAAUGUUGCAAAGUGCUGCAAAGAAGUUUGGACUCAGCAAUUUAAGUGGAAGGUUGGAUGGAGUCAGAUUAGAAAAUGGAAAAAUUAAUGUUGUCAACAAGAAGAAUGGGAACAAACCAAAGUUAAAUCAGAAGAAAUGUUCAUACCUCUGCGAUGUGACCCUGAAAUCUUUAGAUGGAAAGGAAUUCCCGUGUCAUAAGUGUGUACUUUGUGCAAGACUUGAUUAUUUUCACAGCAUGUUAAGCAGCUCAUGGAUUGAGGCUUCCUGUUGUUCAGCUCUGGAAAUGCCAAUCCAUUCUGACAUACUGCAAAUAAUUGUGGAUUACCUGUAUACAGAUGAAGCUCUUGCAAUAAAAGAUUCUCAAAAUGUGGAAUUCAUAUGUAAUGUUCUUGUGGUAGCAGACCAGCUUCUUAUAUCCAGGCUCAAAGAAAUCUGUGAAGUAGCCAUUGCAGAAAAACUUACUUUAAAGAAUGCUGCCGAGCUGUUGGAAUUCUCAGCAAUGUAUAAUGCUGAACAGUUAAAAUUGUCCUGCUUACAGUUCAUAGGACUCAAUAUGGCAGCUUUGCUUGAAGCAAGGACUCUGGAUGUCUUAAGCGAUGAAGUUGUAAAGGAUCUUUCUGUUUAUUACAGGAAAAUGAUUCCAGCUAUGGUCAGGAGAGUAAUUACUCCAUAUCUAGACGGACCUGAUAUAAGUUCUUUUGAGCCUGAAGAUGGAGAGAACUUUGUCUUUUUAAGGGAAGAAAUGAAUGCAGAACACAAUUCUCAGGAAGCACUUUUCAAAAGAGCAAAAACAAAAGCAAAAAAGAAGCCACGAAAACGGUCCGACAGCUCUGGAGGAUAUAAUCUAUCAGAUAUUAUUCAAAGUCCAGCCUCUACAGGCUCAGUAAAACUGGAUAAAACUAACUCUGUAGAAUCACUUCCAGAACUCUUAACAUCUGACUCUGAAGGUAGUUACGCAGGAGUGGGUAGCCCCAGAGACUUGCAGUCCCCUGACUUCACAAAAGGGUUUCAUCCAGAGAAGACUGAGAUGAAGGACAGGGCGUGCACUCAGGGUAUGAAACCCUGUCAACCUAACAAGGAGAUGAAAUCAUACAAGGGAUCAUCAGCAUUGAUGCAGUCUAUUCCACGAUCCAUUCCCAGUGCCAAAACCAACUCUGCAAGCUCUGCUAACUGGGUAGCAACCAGUUUCAGCCCUGCCAGCCCUCCUGCUAUGGAUCUAAGAACCAUCAUGGAAAUUGAAGAAAGUAUGCAGAAAUGUGGAACCAUGCCAAAAGCAAAUUCAGGCAGAAUGGUGUCUCAUGGAGUCAAGCUUUCUCAGAAGCAAAGGAAGAUGAUUGCCCUGGCAGCAAGAGAUAAUGGAUCAGUAACUAGCAGCACAGAGCCUGCUUCACUCAUAACUACACCACCUCCACCUACGAAAGUUGCAAAACUAGGGAAUGCAUG